Messenger RNA from Penicillium paradoxum, 1491 nucleotides. RefSeq lists its product as uncharacterized. Gene Ontology annotation, cellular component: nucleus; cytoplasm. Bases 1 to 1491 code for a protein of 496 amino acids. The record is from RefSeq and is a predicted model, not a curated record. The transcript has a single exon. Lineage: Eukaryota; Fungi; Ascomycota; Eurotiomycetes; Eurotiales; Aspergillaceae. Gene Ontology annotation, molecular function: protein binding.
AUGGAUCAAUCCAAAACCUUUGAUCGUUCCUUCAUCGAUCAAUUCGACUGGAACAAACAAGAAGAAACCCCAACCAUUCGCGCCGCGAAGAAAUCCGAUCCUGCAUUGCUGGAAGCCAUUCUGGCUUAUUACGCAACAUACGGCAAUGACAAAAGCCUGCCUGAUCCGUACGGCCAAAUAGAGAAACUCUCACCUAAUUACACGAUAUCGGGAACCUUUGAUGGUGUUUGGGACUCUCCCUUGACAGCUGCUAUUCGCGCCAAUCUGCCACACAAUGUUCGACUUCUUCUGGCUGCGGGCGCAGAUCCUAACGGCAUUCGACUGAGAAACAUGGAGGACUAUUCAGUCCGGUUCAUUCGUGGUCGCCAUUUCCAAGACGAUAUAUCUAGCUUUUCUAUGUGCGCUCGUCGUGCUGUUGUUUUAGAACAAGCACAAUCGAAAGGGAUCAGUCAACAGCUCUCCCCUUUGACCCAGACAGAGCUCGAUGAACGGCUCCAAGGGUUUCCUCGUUUCUGGACAGAGCCAAAUCUCCCCGGUCAAAGACUUAGGAUGGACCGGGCUUUGACAGCACUAGAGGAAGCUGCGAAAAUAGGUAAUAUCGAAAUAUUUGACAUCCUUCGCGCGGCUGGAGCAGAUGAAUCUGCGUGGGUGGAAUCCACGUUGGAUAAUGACAAAGACACAGUGCAGGAGGCAAGCUACUCGGUAUCAAAUCUUUCUGUAUCUUCGCCUGUUCAUGAGGCCAUUGAAGCCGGCAAUCAAUUUAUGUUCCGGCAUCUUCUCUCCUCCUGCGGGUACUCUCCUAACUAUCGUCCUCGCGCGGCUCCAACCAUCAGUCUCCCACCGCUGUCCUAUAUCAUCGUCCGUUGUGAUUUAAGCAAUCGGGGCGUGCAGCAUUGUCUGGUAGAUUUAAUCUCCCACCCUCAUCUCAAACCCAAUUUGCGCACACCUAUCUUUAACGUGCAUGUCCUCCAUUUUGCAACCGCACAUCAUGAUCCAGACCUUCUUUCAUGGUUGGCAGCUUCUAUCCCCGGUGGACUCGGUAGUGCGGGGACAACGGCUCUAGGACAUACGUUACUUCACAUUGCUUCGUUGCCUCUCACGGCCAAACAGACUGCACGUAAUAAUCCAGAUGUCGCCGACAGUAUACAUUGUGCCCGCACGCUUGAUUCUAAGUGGUCUUUUCAUUAUCUGCCAAGCCCUCUGCAUAUCCAGUUUCCAAAGCCACAGGAAGGGUCCCAGAAACCACAGCCACUGACGGAUUCCGAGCAACAGGCACAAAAUGCAACUAUUCGGUUUUUACUAGAAUGGGGAGGCAUUGAUGUCAUGGCACAAGAUGUUGACGGCAACACCGCCUUACAUUACUUAGCCGGGACUAUCAAUGUUAGUGAGGAUAUUGUUGAAAUGGUUCGACGGGCGGAUGGAGGUGAGGUAACGUGGGAGAACGCGACAAACUGCCAUGGCAUUACUCCGCGAGAGAUGUGGUGUAAGUGA